Messenger RNA from Sphenostylis stenocarpa, 1062 nucleotides. NCBI's taxonomy places the organism in Eukaryota, Viridiplantae, Streptophyta, Magnoliopsida, Fabales, Fabaceae. The record is from the annotation of a GenBank genome assembly.
AUGGAAGAAGAAAAAAGCUUCACAUAUGCCAUGCAGCUUGUGAACUCUAGUGUGCUAUCCAUGGCCAUGUACUCAGCCAUAGAUCUUGGCAUUUUUGAUAUCAUGGCCAAAGCAGGUGUGGGUGGUAAACUAUCUGCAAUGGACAUAGCAGCACAGCUUCCAUGCAAGAAUCCAGAAGCAGGCACAAUGCUUGAUCGAGUCCUAAGACUCCUUGCAUGUCACUCAGUCAUUGACUGCACAGUGGUUGAUGAUGAGCAUGGUCCUCCUCCACAUCUGAAGAGGCUCUAUGGCAUCAACUCUGUGUCCAAAUACUUUGCUUCCAUUCAUGGUGCUGGCUCUCUAGGCCCUCUCAUGCUGCUAGCUCAGGACCAGCUCUCCCUUCAAAGUUGGUAUCAUCUGAAAGAUGCAAUUCUGGAAGGAGGCAUUCCAUUCAACAGGGCCAAUGGCAAACACGUCUUCGAGUAUUCUGACUCGAACUCAAGCUUCAAUAAUCUUUUCAUAGCAGCAAUGGCCAACCGUGCAACUUUAAUUAUGAAGAAGAUUGUGGAAUCCUACAAGGGGUUUGAACUCAUCAAUAGCCUGGUUGAUGUUGGUGGUGGUCAUGGUGUCUCUCUUAACAUAAUAACUUCAAAAUACCCUCACAUUAAGGGUAUCAAUUUUGACUUGCCUCAUGUCAUAGAACAUGCCUCUCCCUAUCCUGGAGUGGAGCAUGUGGGAGGAGAUAUGUUUGAAAGUGUGCCAAAAGCAAAUGCCAUUUUUAUGAUGUGUGUGCUUCAUGAUUGGAAUGAUGAGUGGUGCUUAAAGGUGUUGAAGAACUGCUAUGAUGCAAUUCCUGGUGAUGGAAAGGUGAUUGUUGUGGAUGGAAUUCAUCCAUUUGAACCAAAGACAACAGCUGCAGCAAAGAGCAUUUCCCAAUAUGAUUUGGUGAUGAUGACUACAAGCCCAGGUGGGAAGGAGAGAAGUGAAGAUGAAUUCAUGGCAUUGGCAAAAGGAGCUGGAUUCACUGGCAUUAGAUAUACAUGCUUUGUUUGUGACUUAUGGGUUAUGGAGUUCUUCAAGUAG